AUGAUCUCGGUCCCGGCCAGCCUGCUGCCGCGCCGCCCCGGCGACCCCCCGCCUUCCGCCGCCGCGGACGGCCCGGGAGAGGUCUUCCUCGCGUUCGGCCGCGUGUUCAGCGGCGUCGCGCGCGAGGGGGCGCGCGUCCAUGUGCUGACGUCAGCGUACGACCCGCGGGAGCCGGGGAGGCACCGGCAGACCGCGACGCUGACGGGGCUGUACCUGAUGAUGGGGCGCGCGCUGGAGCGGCUGCCGGAGGUGCCAGCCGGAAAUAUCUUGGCGGCGUCCGGGCUCGAGGCGGCCGUGCUCAAGAGCGCGACGCUGUCCAGCACACCCUGCGCGUGGCCGCUGGCGCCGAUGGCGGCCCCCAUCGUGCGCGUCGCGCUCGAGCCGUCCCGGCCCACUGACAUGGCGGCGCUCGCGGAGGGCCUGCGGCUGCUCAACAGGGCCGACCCUUUUGUAGAGGUCGGCAUCACCGACAAAGGGGAGCAGCUGCUGGGUGCAGCGGGGGAGGUGCAUUUGGAAACGUGUGUCAAGGACCUGCGGGAGAGGUUUGCACGCGUAGACUUCCAGGUGUCCCCGCCCCUGGUGGCCUUCAGGGAGAGCAUCUUCUGCCCCGAGGAGGCUGCGGAGGGCCAGGUGGGCCGCCCCGCACGCGUGGUCGAGGCGUCCACGCCCAGCGGCGCCUGCACCGUCCGCGUGCGCGCGCACGCGCUGCCGGGUGCGCUCGCGUCGGUGCUGGACGAUAACGCGGCGCUGCUGAAGCAGCUGCUAGAGCAGCAGGCCGGGAGGAAGGCGGGGCGCGACGCGGGCGGCGCGACGGCGGCCGACGGCAGCAAUGGGGAGCCGGCCGGCGCUGGGACGGCCGGUGGCGGUGGCGGCGGCGGUUCGGCGGGUGCGGGCCCGCCCGGGCUGGCGGCGUUCAGGCAGCGCGUGCGGCACGCGUGCGACGAGUCGGCGGACGGGAAGCAGCUGCUGCGGCUGCUGCGGCGCGCGUGGCUGUUGGGGCCCAAGCACAUCGGGCCGAACGUGCUCGUGCCUGUUGAGGGGGAGGCGUCCGUCGGCGGCGGCAGCCUGUUCGACGCGCCCAGCACCUCAGUCGUCCGCACGACGCGGCAUGGCGGCGCGCUCAAGCCCGCGCAGGCGGCGGCGGCGGUGGGCCCCAGUGGCGGCGGCGGCGCAGCAGACGCGUACGGCGCCGGCGACCCAGCGGCGGCCAGUGCAGGGGCGGCAGCGGGGGCGGUGAUUCAUGAGGCGACCGUGCAUGUGCCGCUGGGCACCUGCGAGGCAGCUGCAAUCCUGGGCUUGAGUGCCGAGCCGGGCGCGGACGCGCAGCAGGCGCAGGCCGACGCGGCCGACGGCGACGCCGGCGCCGGCACCAGACCAAGCAGCGCCGCCGGCAGCCGCCCCGCAAGCCGCACCGGGCGCCCCCCGUCGGCGCCCGCCGCCGCCACCGCCACCCCGCCGCCGGCCGCCCUCGGGUCGGCGCCCGGCUGGCAGCACGUGCGCGGAAGCAUCGAGUCCGGCGUCGUCGCCGGCUUCUCAUUGGCGACGGCUGCGGGCCCCCUGAUGGACGAGCCGCUCUGGGGCAUAGCCAUCGAGAUCGAGGCGCGCCUGCGGCCGCCGGCCGCCGCGGUCUUGACCGUCGACGCCGCCGACGAGCAGGGGCGCGAGCAGGGCGGGGCCGCGGACGCGCCCGCGCCUGCGCCCGUGCCGGCGGCGUUUGACCUGCAGGAGGAUGUGUAUGGGCCGUUCAGCGGGCAGGUGAUGACGGCGGUGGCGGGGGCGUGCCGGCUGGCGGUGAUGGAGGCGGAGCCGCGGCUGGUUGAGGCGCUGUUCCUGUGCCAGGUGGGGCGGGGCUGCUCGCAGCUGGGGCUGCUGUUUCACUGUUAG
Messenger RNA from Monoraphidium neglectum, 1884 nucleotides. RefSeq names its product elongation factor EF-2. Bases 1 to 1884 code for a protein of 627 amino acids. Gene Ontology annotation, cellular component: ribonucleoprotein complex; cytosol. The record is from RefSeq and is a predicted model, not a curated record. Gene Ontology annotation, molecular function: ribosome binding; GTP binding; GTPase activity. Gene Ontology annotation, biological process: cytosolic ribosome assembly. Lineage: Eukaryota; Viridiplantae; Chlorophyta; Chlorophyceae; Sphaeropleales; Selenastraceae. The transcript is spliced from 4 exons.